This is a messenger RNA of Styela clava, 1695 nucleotides long. NCBI's taxonomy places the organism in Eukaryota, Metazoa, Chordata, Ascidiacea, Stolidobranchia, Styelidae. The record is from RefSeq and is a predicted model, not a curated record.
AUGGACAGAAGAUCUGGUAAAGUACUGGAAGCUGAACCAAAAUUUUUGAAAUCUGGUGACGCAGCUAUGGUCAGACUUGUUCCAAGCAAACCAAUGUGUGUCGAAGCGUUCAAGAAUUAUGCUCCGCUUGGUCGUUUCGCCGUCCGCGACAUGCGACAGACUGUUGCUGUUGGAGUCAUCAAGAAACUACCAAAAAGACCGGGAAUGAUAGACGUGGACGAAGAAUCAAUUGAAGGAGAAAUGGAUCCUCCAGUUGUAACAUACAUUAAAGAAACUACUUUCGAUGUCAAUUUUUCAAGUCUCACAGGCGUCGUUGCAUAUUAUGUCACUGUGGCGCCACGGCAUGCUACAUUUGCUCCACAAACUGUAACCGCAAACACGAGCGGGUCUGUUUUAGUGGAGAAUCUUGUCGGAAAUACUAUAUACUAUGUGAGGGUCAAAGGUGAAAAUGCAGCUGGUGAAAUUGGUCCAGACAGUCACGCAACUUCAGUACAUACACUACCAGGGCCUCCAACGUUCACACUGAGUGAUCCGUUACCUACAUCAGUAUAUAUCGCAUUUCAAUUAAACAAUUAUGCAAGAGUGUCGAAGUGGACAAUUCAAUACCAAGAAGUGGCUUCUAGUGAUCCAUCAGAAGUUGUAACAACACCUAGUGGUCAAUACUAUCAGUACUGGUUAUCCAAACUGAUGCCGGACACUGAUUACAAAAUACGAGCAAGGGCGUCACAGUUGUAUGGCAGCACGAAUAUAUCGGAUACUAGGUAUUCGUCGUGGCAAAAUUUUAAAACAGCUUCUCUCUCAAUAUUUGGUCGAGUAGACCUUGAAGACGAGACAUAUAAUUCUUCAUAUUCGAACGAAUUCAGCGAUGAAUGGAAUGCAACUCUUUCAAUAAUAACAGAAGCAUAUAGUGCAAUGAAUAUAACUUACAAUGAAAUAACGAUUAUUGAAAUUGGAAACAACGGAAAAGGAAAUCCUCUUGUAUUUUAUGAAAUCAAAGUCAAAGACAAAAGCUUGCCUUCACCACAGAAUUAUACGUUAACUGGACCAAGUUUCAGCAACUCAUCUAUCAAUAACGGAGAUGAAUGCGUGGGAACCCCGGGCAUAUAUGUAGCAGCAUUAAGUAGCGGUACUGAAUACGUCUUUGCAUACUUUAACUCUACACAUCCGAUGAAGCAGGAUGACGUUGACAUCCACAUGUACAUAACACAAGAAGAUGGAUCGACCAUUACAAUCCCAGUAAUAUUUCCAAGAGAAAUGUCUGAUGAUAGUCCUCAAACUUCAAUAAACAUACAAUCGAACGGAGUCAUAUCAGAUGCUUCAGCAACUGUAACUGGAUUAUUGAACUUGAACAGCGCGGCAGGCCUCACUCUAGCUUUUCUUAUAAAGGACGUUGUAAGAAAAACUGGUGUGAAGCUGUAUACAAGAUAUUUUGAAGCUCAAAGUUUAUCUUUACCCGAAGACACUGUUGAUCAUCUUUUUCACUCAACAGUAUUGAAUGGCAGCGUUAUAAACUCGGAGGAUAUAACGUACGCCUCAUCAUCUGACGGAACAUCUGUGACGUUGCAUAUACCCUCUCUAAAGAAGGCGAUUAGAUAUGAAAUAUUAGACAGUAAUGACACGGUGGUUGCUACAUUGGAAGAAGAAGAGAUCGAUGGAUCAGACGUUCUAAAGCUAUUCUUACUCCCCCAUGCAUGA